Messenger RNA from Salarias fasciatus (jewelled blenny), 2247 nucleotides. It is a transcript of the gene zbedx, whose product is annotated as zinc finger BED-type containing X. The coding region runs from base 143 to 2047 and encodes 634 amino acids. Gene Ontology annotation, molecular function: DNA binding. NCBI's taxonomy places the organism in Eukaryota, Metazoa, Chordata, Actinopteri, Blenniiformes, Blenniidae. The transcript is spliced from 2 exons. The record is from RefSeq and is a predicted model, not a curated record.
GCAUCCAGACAAAGGCCUGCCCCUUUUUCAUGAGGAUCUCUCUACCGCCAUCGUUACUUUACGUGUAAUCACGAUUACUAAAUCUGAUUACGCUACUUUUUCAUAUUUCAAGACGUCGGUUACAGUGGAGGUAACGUCCGGCAUGGAUGUGGAUCACCACGAGCCCACCGGCGAGACAAAAUCGGCCAUUAAUACUUGGCGUUAUCGCCACCAUUUCACGUACAAGGCAGAUCAAGGAAAGAAUAUCAUCGUCCAGUGUAAUCUGUGUUUACCGAGGGUUAACCUGCUGUCCACGUCGAAAACAUCCACAUCAAACCUUAAGAAGCAUUUAGACAGAACACACUUGGGUUGCGAAGCCAGGCCCGACGCCAAGAGGGGGAGAAAGAGGGAGGAAUUCAAUGGCGAGGAAAGCAGGCAUUUCCAACUCAAGAAGCUGAAGGCAGAAAUCAUCUCCAAAUGCCUGACCCAGUCCAAGAUUGAUGAUCUCAUCUUUAACUUCAUCGUGGAGGACUGCCAGUCGUUUUAUUUGCUGGAGCAGCCUGGCUUCAAGAAGCUGGUCAUGGGGUUGACUGAAGGGCUGAAAUGCAUGAACAGGGUGACUCUGUUCACCAAGGUGGACCAGAACUUCUCCCGGAUGCGAGAGGUGCUGAUGGCGAAGCUCAGCAACAUCCAGUACGUGUGCACCACAGCGGACAUCUGGUCAGCCAACAACAGGAGCUUCUUCGGGAUGACCUGCCACUGGAUCGAUCAGGAUUCUCUGGAGAGGAAAUCUGCCGCUUUGGGGUUCUCGCGGCUGCAGGGCCGGCUCACAUACGACACCAUAGCCUCGCGGAUACACGACAUCCAUGUGGCGUACAACAUUGAAAGUAAAGUUCAGACCACGGUCACUGACAAUGGCAGCCCAUUUACCAGCGUAUUCAAAGAGUUUGUUGCGGACAGCCAGGAGAGUGAUGAUGACAUUGGGUACUAUGAGAAUGUGAGCAGCGUGCUUGAGGGUGAACCUGAGCAGGACAUGCUCCUAUUUUUGCCCGCCGUCCAGCGCUGUGCGUCACACACCUUGGAGCAAAUCAUCACAGAGGACUUCUGGCAGUCGGUGUCGCAGGGGCCCAUGUGCCAGCUGCAUUACAGCGCCAUGGCCAAGGUGUUCUCCAUCUGGAACAAAUGCCACCAUCUCCAGGUGGGAAUGGACGCCGCGGAGGAGAUUGGCAAGAUGGCGCUUUUUGUCCCCGCCGUCAUCCGCUGGAAUGUGGAGUACUGUGCUAUGCAGAAGGUCGUCUCUCUCAGCGAGCGGGAGCUGACGGAGCUCUGCGCCCGCCUGGAGGUCCCUCGCUUGCAGCCAGAGGAGAUGGCCUUCCUGAAGGAGUAUGUGACUGUUUUCCACCCGCUGGCUUUUGCACUUGAACUUUUCCAGGCGGAGCAGAAGUGCUACCUGGGCCUGGUUAUCCCCACCGUCCUCAGUCUGAAGAACAAACUCAAUGAGCAGAAAGACGCGGCAAACUACUUUGGGGAGGUCAUCAGUGCCAUCGUCAUGGCGAUCGACGUGCGUUUCCAGGAGCUCUUUGCGAGCACGGAGGCGAAGAUUGCGACGGCGACGACUCCUCAGUUCCGCCUGUGGUGGAUGGCCGCUUCCGAGAGAGAGGACAUGUGCUCCCUGCUGGCCACGGAGGCAUCUCAGGUGGACCUGUGCAGUGAAACCGAAGCAAACACCAGUCGGAACCUGUCCACCAUCGUGUCCGAGGACGACUUCUUCAGCUACGGGUCUGUGAAGCCCACCACUCCCAUCAAGCAGCGGGGAGUGAUGGAGGAGAUCCGGAAGUACGUGGAAGGAACCGGGAAGAGCCUGGAGUGUCUGCAGGAUUUCCCAAGAGUGAAGCAGCUUUUCCUGAAGUACAACACCACCCUGCCGUCCACGGCCCCCGUGCAGCGUCUCUUCAGUCAGAAAGGCAACCUGGUCACGUCGCAGAGGAACUUUCUGACGGACGACUACUUUGAACGGAUUCAGCUCCUGAGAUACAACAGCAGCGUGUGCUCCUUGGCGACUGAGUGAAUGCGUCACUGGUGAUUCGUUCUCUGCCUUUUGAUUGAUGCAGAAUCAAACCACAUUGUGCUAAAAAUCAUAACAGUUCUAUCUCGUAUUAGGCACUUUAGCCCCGACAUGUUUUCUAAUGUUCCUCUUCUACCUGUUCGAUUGGAAUAUUGUGCAUCUAUCACUCCAGAAUGGCUUGUUGAGUAGAAAAAACAAAAAAA